AUGCAUUUAGGAAAUUUAAUUUUUCCAAAAGAACGUAGUGUAAAUAAAAUUGGACAUGCACUUCAUGUUCUGGAUCCAAAUUUUAAGAGAAUAACAUUUUCAGACAAAAUUAAGACUAUAUUACACGAUCUAGAAUAUAAGAAGCCGGCUAUCUGCCAAUCAAUGUAUAUCUUCAAACAACCAUAUAUAGGUGCUAAAGUUGGACCACAUCAAGACGGAACAUUUCUCUUUAAUGAGCCAUUAAAUAUAAUGGGAGUAUGGAUUGCAUUGGAAGAUGCAACACUUGAAAAUGGUUGUCUCUCAUUUAUUCCAAAAUCGCAUACGCGUAAUUAUGUAACUCUAUCUUACACACAGACGCAUGAGAAUAAUACAUGUUUUCUAGAACCAAUUGAAAGACGAUUUAUUCGAAAUCCAAAUAAAGAAGAAUUUGAUAACGGAAAUCUGCUUAUGUUCACUGGACCAGAAAGUCAACCUGAAGAAAGUGAAUUUGUCCUAUGUCCAAUUAAGGCCGGCGAUGCAAUUUUAAUACAUGGACAAGUCGUUCAUAAAAGUGAACAAAAUACAUCGCCAAUAACGAGACAAAUUUAUACAUUUCAUGUUAUUGAAACAAAUAAUUCAACAUAUAGCAAAGAAAAUUGGUAA
Molecule: messenger RNA, 642 nt
Organism: Didymodactylos carnosus
Lineage: Eukaryota; Metazoa; Rotifera; Eurotatoria; Philodinida; Philodinidae
Source: the annotation of a GenBank genome assembly